Molecule: messenger RNA, 2779 nt
Organism: Poecilia reticulata (guppy)
Lineage: Eukaryota; Metazoa; Chordata; Actinopteri; Cyprinodontiformes; Poeciliidae
Product: neuronal acetylcholine receptor subunit alpha-10-like
Biological process (GO): monoatomic ion transmembrane transport
Cellular component (GO): postsynaptic membrane
Molecular function (GO): transmembrane signaling receptor activity; acetylcholine-gated monoatomic cation-selective channel activity
Source: RefSeq, a predicted model, not a curated record
GCAGGGGGCGACAGUAGAGAGGAAAAAAAAUUAAUUGGAACAGGAAAAAACCUCCAGCAGGACCACAACCGGGUCGGUACCAGAGGCCGUCUGACCCGACUGGAGGUUUGAUAGAGCAGAAGAACUGAACCAGGAGAACUUUCUAUGUUACAGUAAAAAGUUAACAGCAGGAGACAUAAAACGAUUAGGUGAUGGCAGCAUCAUGACUGCUGAUGCCCCGCCUCCAGGAGGGAAUCAGCCAAUCGGAACACAGAGCAGGUGUAGACAUAACUGAGGAAACAAAAAGUUAAGAGCUGGAAUMACAGCAGAUAAUGCAGACUGGAGGGCAGUAGGAGAAAAAGUCAGCUUGUCUUCCUGCUUCACCACAUUUUGMCAAACCUCUGCAGACUCUGACUGUGACAGGCACGGUGGACGGUGUCCUGCAGAGUUUUGUCCUAUGGUGCAGAGCAGGUGGAGCACUAACGACUCCUCAUACAUCAGAGACCAGARCUCUACUGCACACGCUCAGACCUUCAUCACCAUCCUCUGCCUCAGCCCCUCCCCCUCCCUCUCCUCCUCAGUCUGGACCCACUCCAUCUAUCGGAUCAGAACCAGGAUGGAGCUCUGCUGCAGAACCUCGGCCGUCCUGCUGCUGCUGCUGCUUCCAGGGUGUUUCUCGGCCCAUGGCCGCUUCGCCCAGAAGCUGCUCAAGAACCUUUUCUCCAACUACACCAAUGCUCUGCGGCCGGUGGAUGACACUGACCACGUCAUCAACGUCACGCUGCAGAUCACUCUGUCCCAGAUCAUCGACAUGGACGAGCGGAACCAGAUCCUGACCACCUACCUGUGGAUCCGCCAGGUGUGGAUGGACGCCUUCCUGAGCUGGAGGAGCGACGAGUACGACGGCCUGGACGCCAUCCGCAUCCCUAGUCACUACGUCUGGAGGCCCGACAUCGUGCUCUACAAUAGUGCGGACGAUGAGUUCUCCAGCUCCAUGGAGACCAACGUGGUGCUGCGUAACGAUGGCCAGGUGACGUGGGACCAGCCGGCCAUCACUAAGAGCUCAUGUUCGGUGGACGUGGCAUUCUUCCCUUUCGACGUUCAGCAAUGCCACCUGACCUUCGGUUCCUGGACCCACAACGGGAACCAGAUGGACCUGUUCAACGCAUUGGACAGUGCCGACCUGGCCGACUUCGUCCCCAACGUGGAGUGGGAGGUUCUGCGCAUGCCGGCCAAGAAGAACGUGAUCCUGUACGGCUGCUGCUCGGAYCCGUACCCGGACAUCACCUUCACGCUGCACCUGAAGCGCCGCGCCUCCUUCUACAUCUUCAACCUGCUGCUGCCCUGUAUGAUGAUCUCCUUCCUGGCGCCGCUGGGCUUCUACCUGCCCGCCGACUCGGGCGAGAAGGUAUCGCUGGGCGUGACGGUGCUGCUGGCCCUCACCGUGUUCCAGCUGCUGGUGGCUGAGAGCAUGCCGCCAUCCGAGAGCGUCCCACUGAUCGGGAAGUACUACAUCGCUACCAUGACGAUGGUCACCGCGUCCACCGCUCUCACCAUCUUCAUCAUGAAUAUCCACCACUGUGGCUCCGAGGCCCGGCCCGUCCCAAAGUGGGCGGAGCUCCUCGUCCUCAACUUCCUGGCCCGGAUCUGCUUCGUCAGYGAGGUGGGGGCCAGCUGCCUGGGGGGGGCGCCGUCCAGGAAGCAGCCACUUUCCCGGCAGGAGUCCCACAGCCGGUCUGACGACAGAGGAAGAGGAGCCAGCUGGGAUGUCAAUGGGCGGGCCUGGGGGGGGCAAGGUGAGGAAGAGGAGGGUCCUGGGAGGCAGGAAGAGGGGGRUCAGCAGGCAGGAGGGCAGGAAACGGUGUGGAAGGAGGAUCUGCUGGUCACCAUCGACCACUCCGAGGAGAGAGAGGCAGAGCAGCCGGCCGGCGGAGCGACCCAGAGGGAGAUCCGGGUCAGAACCAGGUGUGUGUGCCAGCACCAGCGGCUGCUGCAGAGUGUGGAGUCCAUCGCUGGGUCUUACCAGGACCAACGCAUUGCCCAGCGCCGCGUCGCMGAGUGGAGGAAGGUUGCCAAGGUCAUGGACCGCUUCUUCAUGUGGCUCUUCUUCAUCAUGUUCUUCUUCAUGAGCGUCCUGAUCCUGGGCAAGGCUGUCUGACGGAUCCGACCAGAACAUCUGGACGGAUCCGCCGUGGCGACGCCAUGAGCAGCGCCACCUCCACUCUGCUGAGGUUUCUCACCUUUAUAGCUCAUCAAGUUUGAAGUUUUUCACCAUGUCUUGCUUCGUGACCUUUGAACCCAAACAGAACCAAGCAGAAUCUUAUCCCAGAACCUUCAAAUGAAGUCUGGUUUUCUGGAAGUGAAGAAUACAGUCACAUUAAAAUAUCUGAAGCAAUAAUGUGUAAAUAUUUGAACCAGGARAACCUGGGUCCGGUUCCCUGCAAGUCCAAAUGGCUCGUUUGGUUCUAGCUSGGUAAUCUGCYGAGUCAUUCAUGGACCUGAGAACUUCCAGAACUUCCUCAUGUUUGUUGAUGAUGUUUAACUUCAGAGGGUUUUCAUUCUGAUUCUUGAAACAUUAAAUGGCAACAGAUUAUCCGUUAAUCUGAUCAUUUAGUGCUUUAUUAAGGACAUAAAAUCAUCUAAAGUCCUAAAACCUGGGAGCUUUAUUUUGGACCGGGGUCGGUUCUGAUUCUUUUACAUUUUAUCCACUUUAUAAACCAACACUGCAUGAGUCGCUCACUGUUCAGUAAGUAUAAUCAAUCAGCUGAAUCUGUGAUUGUGUUGAUUUAAAAUAAAUGAU